Molecule: messenger RNA, 1346 nt
Organism: Lentinula edodes (shiitake mushroom)
Lineage: Eukaryota; Fungi; Basidiomycota; Agaricomycetes; Agaricales; Omphalotaceae
Product: kinase-like domain-containing protein
Exons: 2
Coding region: 56-1138 (360 amino acids)
Source: RefSeq, a predicted model, not a curated record
CGUGGGUAUCUCCCUUUUUUCUCUUUACCUUCUCAGCCUUCUGUCGCCUGUCGGAAUGAACCAACUAUUCUUCAGAAGGCCGUCCCACUCUCCUCUAGCUACCGACAACAUGUCUGAUGACGAGCUCUAUACUCUGAUAAAAAACAUUAACGGGAAGCGGGACGGUAUCGGUUAUAUGCCAGACCUUGACGUUAUGGGCUCGCCACCUGUCUAUCAUCUCAAGCCCUAUAAUCUUGUAGCUAAACUCGUCACCUUCGACCCUUGGACUGAGGUGUACGCUAUGCAGCAUGUACAACAGCAUACAACAAUUCUCGUUCCGCAAAUUCAUCGUGUCAUUCCCGAAUCGCGCGAUCGUGGAUUUUGGCUCGUCAUGGACUUUAUUGACGGAGAGUGUUUACUGGAAGCAUGGCCCAAGCUCAGUUGGUGGCGCCGUCUGCAGGUUAUCUGUACCCUGCGUUCCUAUAUCCAGCAGCUACAUCGAGCUCCCCUUCCUUCACCGGAUAUUCCAGGUCCUUCCGAUGGCACGGGUCGCUCUUUCCCUUGUUUGGGCAAUCACUUUGACUAUGGCGCUGGUCCGUUCUCGACAUAUGCUGCUAUGGCUGCUUGGCACGACCACCAAAACCAUCGUUACCAAGUCCUUCUCCACCAGCAAGGUGUUAAGAGAAUCUGGCAAUACAGCAAAUUUGAUCAAUCACUACCUUUGGUGUUCUGUCAUUUCGACUUGCACAUGCGCAAUAUUAUGCUUGAUAAGAAUAACCGUGUUUGGCUCAUUGAUUGGGCCUUUGCUGGUGCAUACCCUGCGUGGUUCGAGUACAUUCCCCUUGGAUCAACGGUUAAAACAGCUAACCCUAUGUUUUCGCUUCCUCGGUCAUUCGCAUGGUUCAUCGGCUUCAUUGUGGGAGGUUGUUGUGCCCCGUGGUACUAUGACAACUACAUUGGAGAUUUCUACCUUCGUAUUGAGAGCUAUCGCAAACGCCUCAUUGACAGCGAUUAUUUUGUAAAGCAGGGCAUCGAUCCAAAAUUGUGGCAACCGGCUGAUGUGGCUCGCCCUUCCCUACCUCAUGUGAUGGUUCAAAGGUGUUUCGACAUCGUAUAUGACACCCUUUUAGUAGUGAGAGGAUUGUUUGUACCUGCCUGACCCUCCUGUUUUGUUUUUUGGAUGUAAUGCGAUUGACCCUUCCUCCCAAAACGCGAUCCACACUUACUACUCAGAAUUUGAACCCUUCUUGCCGGGAUUGUGAUGGUGAAUGGAGAUGAAAGAUCUAGAUACGCGCAACUCUGGUGUGAAACUAGCUCCAAGCCUCCGAUUAUGAGAGUACUUACUAACUCGGUAUAGGUUGAGGAAG